Messenger RNA from Chenopodium quinoa (quinoa), 492 nucleotides. RefSeq lists its product as uncharacterized. NCBI's taxonomy places the organism in Eukaryota, Viridiplantae, Streptophyta, Magnoliopsida, Caryophyllales, Amaranthaceae. The coding region runs from base 1 to 492 and encodes 163 amino acids. The record is from RefSeq and is a predicted model, not a curated record. The transcript has a single exon.
AUGAAUUACUUCCUUGGCAUUGAAGUUUCAAGAGUUACUACUGGUGUGAUUCUCACUCAAAAGAAAUUUACUAAAAAACUAUUGACAGAAUGUGAGUUGGAUGUUUCAAAGGUAGCUAAGACUCCUCUUCCUGUUUCUUUGAAGCUCAGAGCUGAUGAUUCACCUCCCUUUCAUGAUCCUGCUUUGUAUAGGUGUCUAGUUGGGAAGCUCAAUUUUUUGACUCAUACUAGACCAGAUUUGUGCUAUGCUGUACAGACUCUCAGUCAAUAUUUACAUAAUCCAAGGAUGGCUCAUUUCAAGGCUUUACAUCAUUUGCUCAGGUAUGUGGCCUAUACUGCAGGACAAGGCAUAAUGAUUCAAUCUGCUAGCAACCUUAUUUUACAGGGAUAUUCUGAUUCAGAUUGGGCAACUUGUCCAGACACUAGAAGAUCAGUUACAAGCUUUGUUAUGCUUCUGGGUCAGAGUCCUAUUUCUUGGAAGUCUAAAAAGUAG